CGACGCGGGUCGAGAGACGAGUCGCCCAGAAAUCCUCAAAUCCCAUUGCUCACCUGCGUAUAUAACCGCGGCCAUUGAGGGCGACGCCGGGAGGGGUGCUCGUCGUUUCAGGCUCGAGAUCAGAUCGGGCUCAGAUCUUUUAGCUCUCCGCUCCGCCGCCGCAGUUGCUGGAGAGGGGGGGGAGGAGAACGGAGGCUACGAUGUUUAGCGGGACGCAGCAGAAGUGCAAGGUGUGCACCAAGACGGUGUACCCCAUGGACCAGCUCUCCACCGACGGCGUCGUCUUCCACCGCUCCUGCUUCAAGUGCCAACACUGCAAGUCCACCCUCUCCCUUGGCAACUACUCCUCGAUUGAAGGUGUCCCGUACUGCAAGCCCCAUUUCGAGCAACUCUUCAAAGAGACCGGGAGCUACAACAAGAGUUUCCAAUCACCCGCGAAACCCAUAUCAGAGAAGUUGACUCCUGACCUGACAAGAUCGCCAAGUAAAGCCGCUCGCAUGUUUUCAGGGACACAGGAGAAGUGUGCCACUUGUGGUAAAACAGCAUAUCCUCUCGAGAAGGUGACAGUUGAAGGACAAUCCUACCACAAGUCCUGCUUCAAAUGUUCUCACGGUGGAUGUGCCAUUUCGCCGUCCAAUUAUGCAGCAUUGGAAGGUAUCCUCUACUGCAAGCACCAUUUCUCCCAACUUUUCAAGGAGAAAGGUAGCUACAACCAUCUGAUCAAGUGUGCAUCAGUUAAGCGCUCCGAAGCACAGCCAGAACCACCGGCCGCUGCCGAUUCCUCCUGAAUGUAACCAUGUGUUCCAGACUCCAGUGAGAUUUGAGGGCGAGAAUUCGGAAGCCCUCUGUUUUACUUAAAACCUGCUUGUAUGCCAUGUUUCAAUUCUGAGGAUACCGGGACCUAUCUAUUUCGUAUCCUCUAUUGUGCUAGAUCCAUCACAUUGGUGAACCAUGAAAUAUCAAUGUCCGUUUCGAAGAAA
Molecule: messenger RNA, 980 nt
Organism: Oryza brachyantha (malo sina)
Lineage: Eukaryota; Viridiplantae; Streptophyta; Magnoliopsida; Poales; Poaceae
Gene: LIM
Product: LIM domain-containing protein WLIM2a
Exons: 5
Coding region: 201-788 (195 amino acids)
Biological process (GO): actin filament bundle assembly
Cellular component (GO): actin cytoskeleton; plasma membrane
Molecular function (GO): actin filament binding
Source: RefSeq, a predicted model, not a curated record